CUUCGUUCACUCGACGCGUCUCUAAUCUAGUCGCGAUAACGACGUCUUUCGAAGUGAUUUCGUGUAGAAAGCGGCAGUGUGUCGUUGACCAUCGCUGCGGCCGCUCUACCUCGGUGACGAAAGAUCAGUCCCGGUCUCUCCUCUCUCGUCUACUCGCGCGCGAUCCGUCUCUUUUUGUUUCUCUUUUUUUCUCUAUCCCGAUCCAAUCUCGGUAGAAUCGACAAACAAGUCAAAUCGUUUUACUUGACGUUAUAUUGGUAUUUUUUUUCCCUCUGGCUGGUGGAUAUCUGUAACACGUAGUCGAACACUGACGCGUGUUUUUUCGUUUUUUCCCGUAUAUUUUGCUACUCCAGGUAAACGACCUUUUCACGCGCUACAUCUAGAACGUCUGUCACAAUACCUAGUUGUUAGACAAUCGUAAUUAUUUAGUCGUUGGUUUUUCGAGCGACCACUCGGGGAAACAAUUUCGGAAGAACAAAAAUUUAUUAUUAAUUUUGGAAAAUUAACAAUAAUAAAGAGGUACAGGAAGAGAGGGAGGGAGGGAGAUAGACUGGAUUAAUCGUGCUUCAAAGAAGAGAUACCGGAGAUCCGCCAUGUACUCUAUUCUGCUACUAACGAGAUCCGCUCGGCUCGGUAAUACAUCACGAAGACUGACCUCGUCGUUCAUGGGACCACACUUACCGCAGCUAACAAGUAAUGGCGUGUCGCAAGGGUACGUGCGGAGGGAGCUGCAAACGUCGGAGAGACCACGACGGCAACAGACCUUUACGGAGCGCAGCGAAUUGAAAUAUGCUCGUCGACUGGUAAUCAAGCUUGGCAGCGCCGUUAUAACGAGGGAGGAUGAACACGGUCUCGCUCUCGGACGUCUGGCGUCCAUCGUCGAGCAGGUAGCCGAAUGCCAGAUCGAGGGCCGCGAAUGCGUCAUGGUGACCAGCGGAGCAGUCGCCUUUGGCAAGCAGAAACUCACCCAAGAGCUUUUAAUGUCCAUGUCGAUGAGAGAGACCCUAAGUCCUACGGAUCACACGCGGGAACAUGCAGGAACUAUGUUGGAACCUAGAGCAGCCGCCGCGGUGGGUCAGUCGGGCCUCAUGUCGCUGUACGACGCGAUGUUCGCCCAAUACGGAGUCAAGAUCGCCCAGGUCCUGGUGACCAAGCCCGACUUUUAUAACGAGGAGACGCGGAAAAACCUGUUCAGCACGCUGAGCGAACUGAUUAGCCUGAACAUCGUGCCGAUUAUCAACACGAACGACGCGGUCUCACCGCCACCGGACGUCGACGAGGAGGUUGCCGGCAGUGGCGGCAGACGAGGAAUAUCCAUUAAGGACAACGACUCCCUGGCAGCCAUGCUGGCGGCCGAGGUUCAAGCGGACUUGCUAGUCCUCAUGAGCGACGUCGACGGAAUCUACAAUCUUCCACCUUGGCAGGACGGCGCCAAGAUGCUGCAUACUUUCAGCUCUGAUCUAAGGGGUACCAUCAAGUUCGGGCAGAAGUCGAAGGUAGGCACAGGCGGCAUGGACUCGAAAGUUAAUGCCGCUCUCUGGGCGAUGGAUCGUGGUGUUGCGGUGAUUAUCUGCAACGGCACGCAGGAAAAGGCUAUUAAGAGCAUCAUGUCAGGCAGAAAAAUCGGAACGUUCUUCACGCAAGCUGCCGGCUCGACCACCCCUGUCGAGGUGGUCGCCGAAAAUGCCCGUGUCGGCAGUAGAAUGCUACAGGCGUUACGUCCGGAGGAACGAGCCGAGUGCAUCAAAAUCCUCGCGAGUUUGCUCGAGUCAAAGCAAUCUGAGAUUCUCGAGGCAAAUUCGCUGGAUCUAGAGACCGCGAGCAAGAAGAAUCUGGCAAAGGCAUUGCUGUCGCGUUUGUCUCUAACUCCGGCGAAACUCAAAUCCUUGAGCUCCGGUCUGUAUCAGAUCGCGAACGAUUCAUUGAAUAAUGUAGGUCGCGUACUUCGCAGGACUAGAUUGGCCGAUGGUCUGCAAUUGGAGCAGAUAACGGUGCCCAUCGGGGUGUUGCUGGUGAUCUUCGAAUCGAGGCCGGACAGCCUGCCUCAAGUAGCCGCCCUGGCUAUGUCCAGCGCUAACGGGCUCCUCCUGAAGGGUGGCAAGGAAGCUUCCCACAGUAACAAAUAUCUGAUGAUGCUCGUGAAGGAGGCGUUGGACAAGUUCGGUGCCUCAAACGCCAUUUCGCUCGUGUCCACGAGAGAGGAUGUGGGCGAUCUUCUGUCGAUGGAGAAACACAUAGAUCUCAUCAUCCCUCGCGGUAGCUCGGACUUGGUCCGCACGAUCCAGGAACAAUCUAAGCACAUUCCUGUGUUAGGACAUGCCGAGGGUAUCUGUCACGUUUAUAUUGACAAGGACGCGGAUGUAGCGAAGGCCAUGAGAAUCAUUAAGGAUUCCAAGUGCGAUUAUCCAGCCGCGUGCAACGCUAUGGAGACGUUACUGAUACAUGAAAGUCUUAUGAGCGGCAGUUUCUUUAGUGAUGUAUGCAGCAUGUUGCAUAAAGAAGGGGUAAAAAUUAAUUCCGGUCCAAAGCUAAGAGAGCUAUUGACCUUUAGUCCGCCUGCCGCCAAAAGCAUGCGAACCGAGUACGGCGCACUGGAAUGCACCGUAGAGAUAGUCUCGGACGUUGACGACGCCAUCAGUCACAUUCAUAAAUACGGUAGUAGCCAUACCGAUGUUAUUGUUACCGAGCACACCAGCACAGCGACGCAUUUCCAGAGAGAGGUCGACAGUGCGUGCGUCUUUCAUAAUGCCAGUACUAGAUUUGCGGACGGCUACAGAUUCGGUCUUGGUGCGGAGGUCGGUAUUUCCACGGCACGUAUCCACGCACGUGGUCCGGUAGGAGUGGAUGGGCUUUUAACGACGAAAUGGAUUUUGAAAGGCGAUGGUCACGCGGUCGCGGAUUUCGCUGAAGGGGGCAGCGGAAUUUGGCUUCAUCAAUCCUUACCACUCACAGAAUCAACAUGAAUCGAUCGCUUCAAACUUUGUGAUCUCGGGAUAGCUAAAAUCAUUCGUAAAAUAUUACGAACGAGCUUCUUUAAAGGAAAAGCACGAUACAUAUAAUCGAACUUCGGGAGAUAAACUCGGGCCUGAUAGACUACGAAUAAACCAAAUAAAGUACUAUCUUAUCUAAUCAUUUUUUAGAUAUAUGUAUCGAAUCAAAAUUUAUAAUUGUAACUAUAUACGAUGUAAUUUAUUGACAACAAAAAUAUUGAUCACGAAAAAAAUAUUUAUAAACUAAAUUUUAGCAUUUAUGGAUUAGGAAUAGCUCAACAUCAUAGCUAUACACUAUUUAGCUGUGAUACUAUUUAGAAUAAUUUAAUUAUUGGAUUUAUAAAGAUACAAUUUUCAGUACAUCUGACAAUGACUUAUUAACAAAUUAAAAUUAUAAAUUAUUAUAAAUUCAAAGAGAGUACGUUAUUCUAUUUUUAUCAUAAGUAAUCCCAAAAGUAAUAAAUAUUUUUGUCGAUACGCAAAAAUAUUAUGUAAUUCAUGCAUAAAAUCAAGACACUUGAAUAUAAUUGAAAACUGGUAACAGAUAAAUUAAUCUAUCUUAAA
Wasmannia auropunctata (little fire ant) is the source of this 3554-nucleotide messenger RNA. RefSeq names its product delta-1-pyrroline-5-carboxylate synthase (gene P5CS). Gene Ontology annotation, molecular function: glutamate-5-semialdehyde dehydrogenase (NADP+) activity; ATP binding; glutamate 5-kinase activity. The transcript is spliced from 6 exons. Gene Ontology annotation, cellular component: cytoplasm; mitochondrion. The record is from RefSeq and is a predicted model, not a curated record. Bases 594 to 2963 code for a protein of 789 amino acids. NCBI's taxonomy places the organism in Eukaryota, Metazoa, Arthropoda, Insecta, Hymenoptera, Formicidae.